This is a messenger RNA of Phoenix dactylifera (date palm), 1815 nucleotides long. Its product is annotated as dof zinc finger protein DOF3.6. Gene Ontology annotation, molecular function: DNA binding; DNA-binding transcription factor activity. The record is from RefSeq and is a predicted model, not a curated record. NCBI's taxonomy places the organism in Eukaryota, Viridiplantae, Streptophyta, Magnoliopsida, Arecales, Arecaceae. Gene Ontology annotation, biological process: regulation of DNA-templated transcription.
AUUGCACAUACCUUUUUCUAUCUCUAGCUUUUUUCCAUGCAUGAGAGCAGCCAGCCACUAAAUCCAUUAAUACUGUUUCAGCAGUCCUCUUAGAAGCUUCAAGGAGAAGGAACUCUUUCCAGUCCCAUCUACUCAGCCAAACCUGCCAUAGGAAAUAUACAAGACACCACAAAAGAAAAGAAAUAAAACUCCCUCCGCCUUUUUCCUUCUCCGCUCUCUAUCUCUACCCUCCUACUUCUCCCAGCAACUUCUUGUGGAUGUUAUUCUCCACCAUCUCUAAGGCCCAUCAUACUUAAAAAAACAAUAGGGGGAGAAGAAGAAGAAGAAGAAGAAGAAGAAGAAGAAGAAGAAGAAGAAAGAUCAAAGAAGAAAAAACGAUGGUUUUUUCCUCAGUUCCAGUCAAUCUUGAUCCCCCCAACUGGAACCAGCAAGCCCAUCAGCCUCCAAGCGCUAGCGGUGGAGGUGGUGGCGAGGCCCACCAGCUCCCUCCAGUGUUGGCCUCGCCGGGCCCUGAGGUCGGGAUGGCAGCAGGAUCGGCGAGGCCUGGCUCAAUGGCGGAGAGAGCUCGCCUUGCCAAGAUCCCUCAGCCCGAGCCGGCACUCAAGUGCCCGCGCUGCGACUCCACCAACACCAAGUUCUGCUACUUCAACAACUACUCCCUGUCGCAGCCUCGCCACUUCUGCAAGACCUGCCGGCGCUACUGGACACGCGGCGGCGCCCUCCGCAAUGUCCCCGUUGGUGGUGGCUGCCGCCGCAACAAGCGGACCAAGUCUUCCGGAAGUUCCUCCAAGUCCACCACCACUGCUGCCAACGCUGAUCGGCAGGUGGCUGGCACCACAUCCUCGUCCUCCACGGCCACAAGCGGCGGUGGUGCAAUUCUUCCCAACUUCCCCCAGCCAACCCAGUUUCCCUUCAUGUCCUCCUUGCACCCCACUUUGACUGACUAUAGUAGUGCCUCCGAUCUGGGGCUGAGCUUUACUGGGAUCCAGCCCAUCGAGCAGUUGGACUAUCAGGUGGGGAGCAGCUCAAGCAUCGGUCUCGAGCAGUGGAGGCUGCCGCAGAUCCAGCAGUUCCCUUUCCUGGGGGGACUGGAGGCCCCUCCGCCACCACCGCCGCAACCGGUGCCGGGAAUCUUCCCCUUCGAUGGAGAAAGUGGGGGCGAGGGGUUUGCCGGUCAUGUCCUUCCAAAGGUGUCGGGCUCCGGGCUAAUUAGGCAGCUGGCAUCGGUGAAGAUGGAGGACAGCUCUCGGGGGCUCAAUUUGCCGAGACAGUAUUUGGGUGUCCCCGGAAAUGAUCAGUACUGGGGUGGCGGCGGCGGCGGCGGCGGCGGCACCAGCACUGGCAGUGGUGGAGGCGGCGGCGGUGGCGGCGGGUGGAUGGGGGAACUCUCGGGCUUCAACUCAUCUUCUUCGGGCAAUAUCUUGUAAUUCCCGGUUCUCGUCUAAUAGUUCUCGUGGUAACCCUAGCCCCUGGAAGCUUUGUUUUUUUGCAAUAGCUUCGGAGAAGAAAGAAGCACUCGUUCACUACACCCUUCAAUUCGUGUUGAAGGCUGCCGAAGAAGCUAGGAAUGGUAGGUCAGUUUCUUGUUUCUGGGUUAAUAUUGGGCUGGUAUUUAGUUUUCUGUCUACUUUCUUUUUGUACUUUAUAGAGUAGUUACAGAAAAGAGGUGCAUGAGUUUGAUAUCUCUGACAUCAUGAGUUAGUUGUUAGAAAUGAACAUGAGCAAUGUAUGUCACUUAAUCGUCUUGAGCAGCUUCUUGUUAACAUUAAAACUGUCACUACUGCUAUGUGAUGAGAUAUAUUAGAUCUGCUCUUA